UUGACGAUGUCAUCGCAACCAACUGAGCUAUGAGUAGUCCAUUCAUGCCUUCCUCUGACAGAGAGAAAGGGUGGGGUCCUGCUUCCGACUUUCAAGACUUGAGGGAGGAAUCUUAACCGGGCCGGGGGGAUUUAACCAGGCACGCGGUUAUUGACGAGUUCCGGAAAACGGGGACUUUCAACUCGUCCAGGAACUACGUAGGCUUCUUAAGCAGGCGGCCUAUAUAUAUUAUUGAUUUAGUGUGUUUUUGGGCGCGAGGAUUAGCUCUUCCUUCCGUCUGUCCCUGUUUGUUGGGCAGGGGUUUUAAGUUUUAACCGGGGAGGUGAUUUUUUAACAUUUUGCUGGAAACGUACUGCGAAUUUGUGAGACAGGACAAGAGCAUGCCAGAAAAGGACAAGUGAGGGGAUAUCGCUCGCUAGCACAAACUACCCAAGAUGGUUGUUCGAGUUCACUAUGGUUUUACGAGAUGAACCUGGUCAUGUUAUGGUAAAUCAAAGCAUCUUUCGGAGUUGCGCAACCCCCAGUUAUGUAUAGCGACAAUCGUACGCCGACGUGCCUCUUACUGUGCGGUGGCAUUUCAACUUGUCUAGGUACUAAUUAGGCCUCUAUUGUGAGUAUAUAUAUAAAAAAAAAGGUGUCUAUUGUGAGUGUGUUCGAUGGGGGAGAUAAUAGUUGCUUCCUUCCGUCUGCAGUGUAUCUAGGAGUGGACAUCACGCCAGGUAUUGUAAUAAUGGCGGACAAGCUUUCGGGCAAUGCAGUCGACAGGGCCACCAUGGGUGGUGGCACGACAGAGAGAGAGUGCGGACUUCAGCUGCUACCUAAGCUGCGGAGGGACAGGGAUGUCGUUCGAUACAAGGAUUCAUACACGGGAUCGUGCGGAUUGGAUUCUAACAAAUGUCGUGCUUGUCAAGAGGCGUUUCGGAAUCCACGUGCUUUUUCUUCUGAUGUUGAUUGUCACAGUUGUGAAGCUUCGUUUCUCGUUAGAUUCGACGUGCACCCUUUCAAACCAUGGAUUAUGUUUGUGGCCGGGACACAUCAGCUUCAGCUGUGGAACUAUGAAAAUGGGGGAAACUUCGAGUGCUGUGACAUCUCUAGUCACGCCAUCUACUCCGCCAAGUUUAUCGCAAAGAACCAAUGGAUUGCUAUGCACGAUCAUGACACCAUUUACAUACACGAGGUUUUCGACGACGUCAUAGACGGGGAGCCAUUCCAAGCAAUCAAGUCGCGAGGAAGUCCGGUCACAGAUAUGGCUGUGCACAGGAGGUUGCCGUACCUGUUGACGGGUUUUCGGACUAGGCACGUUGAGCUGUGGAAUUGGGACAGCGAGUGGAAAAGAACGGCCCUCAAAGGCCAUUCUGAGAUGGUCUACAUGGUCAAAUUUCAUCCAAAGGACAAGGAUACCUUUGCAAGUGCGUCAUCUGAUGGCGUGAUCAAAAUAUGGACUAUGACGAAAAUGCGAGAGAGCCAAACGAUUCAAGUUGGCAGCGCCCCUUCCACCAUGGAGCUGUGCCGCAGCCGGAAACGCCAGCAGUCGUCGCUUCUCAUCGUCGGUUUUCACGAGGGCCUCGUAGAGGUGUGGGACUACAGGACUGGAUUACGUCUCGCAUCCUGGGAUGGGCACAACCACAGCGUCCAAGCAGCGUUCUUGCAUCCGCAGUCGCCGUUCAUCUUUACUGCGUCGGAGGAUGGGGAGGUUAAAGCGUGGUCCGAAUCGGACUACACAGCAGUGACUUCGUACUCAAGCGGAGUAAAAAACUUGUGCUCCAUGGCUUACUGUAGGGAUUCCAAGGCGCUUAUUCUUGGAGGUGAAAGAUCAUUCGCCAUCGUGAAGGUGGUGGUCCCGGAGGUGGUCCCGAAGGGGACAGAGAGAGAGGAAGUACAGGAGCGGCAAACAGGUCCAACCAGGAACUGCGAGGCAAACGGCCAGGAACAAGUUGAAGCUCAGGCCCACAGCAUUGAUGGUGAUGACUCAGCGACCUCGGCGAAGACGGAGGAUUCGUCAGACGGGAUCGAUGGCGGUGUAUUCUUGUGGUAAUCACAACACCGCCGAGAUGUCUAUGUCCAACGAACCUUGGACAAGAAUGAUGAAAUGGGGGGACACCAAAGAAAGAGGAAGACAAAGAAGAAGAACAACAGCCCAGGAGGAGGGCUGAGGAACGAGAAGGGGUCAGUCAGGUCCCACUGCCUAAAAUGCAUCAUGGAAGCUGUCAGGCGAUGAGAACAGGUUUGUGAGGGAAUUUUGGGAGAGAGAGGUGUGGAAUGAGGGUUGAAGGAAAAGAACAGAAGCCGGGAGGGUUCACGGGAAACUCGAAGACAUCGGGCGGCGCUGACCGAAACACAUGAUGGUGGAACCUGCCGGUCGAUAGGAACAGGUCUCAGAGGGAGUGCGGGAAAGGGAGGUGUGGAAUUAGGGCCGAAGGAGGUGAUGAGCUUCAUGUUUGAUUCACAUAAGGAUUGAAAGUAAAGAAGAGAGGUGAUGAGCGAUGAUGAGGUGGGAGUAUGACAUCGUUGAAAACCUCUUCGUUGUGCUCUUUUUUUUUUUCUUUUUUUUUUUUGACUUCCUCUUUGUACUCUUUUUUGGAGGUACUGCAGGCAAAGAAAAAGGAAAUCAAUCCUGAGCUAUAUGAUGGUCUUUUCCUUUGACCAGCUCUUGCUGCAUGAAAUGGCGCAGUUGCUCCUGAGACGGGCGCAAGUCAUAGCUCUCUUCCCAUCGUCCACUGUAUCUCCAACCUUUCAGGUGCUAAUCAUCAUCACCACCAUCAUCAUAAUCAUUGCCAUCAUCAUCAUCAUCAUCAUCAUCAUCAUCAUCAUCAUCGUCAUCAUCGUCGCCAAUCAUCAUCAUCAUCAUCAUCGUCAUCAUCGUCAUCGUCAUCGUCAUCAUCAUCAUCAUCAUCAUCAUCAUCAUCGUCAUCGCCACCAUCGUCAUCAUCAUCAUCAUCAGCAGCAGCAGCAGCAGCAGCAGGAGCAUUUAGCAGGGACCUGAGGGGAUGAGAGAGCAGUGGUUAGGAGGUGCAGGGAUGGAGACGAAGUAAGAAGAAAUCUGAAGAAUGAAUUAGGAUCAUCAGU
Molecule: messenger RNA, 3066 nt
Organism: Chara braunii
Lineage: Eukaryota; Viridiplantae; Streptophyta; Charophyceae; Charales; Characeae
Source: the annotation of a GenBank genome assembly